Messenger RNA from Prorocentrum cordatum, 483 nucleotides. Lineage: Eukaryota; Dinophyceae; Prorocentrales; Prorocentraceae. The record is from the annotation of a GenBank genome assembly.
AUGCACGCGUGGGCGUCCUGGCUGCUUUCUGGCCGCGGCGACCCCAAUGAACUUGUAUACCCGCCAGGGUACUGCAGCAAGUUCCUGGCUGGUCUUCGCGACGGCCUUGCUGCCGUCGGCACGUCGGCGGCAGACGCCUCCGGCUCAGGGACAGCUUCCCGUGUUUCCCGCCAUGGGGCCGCGAUCGGCAUCCAGGAGUUCCAGCCCACGUGGCGGGAGCUGGUGAGGCGGCUGAGCGUGCACAGGCCGUCCCUGAAUUGCCGCGCCGGCCGGGUCGAUAUCGACGAGCGGGAGAAUCUGAGGCUCGCGUCUGAAGAAGGAGUGCUGGGGUCUGGGGUGCCCAGCAUCGCGCUCUACGGGGGGCGUGGCGCCGCUGCGGCGAUCGUCUGGGCGUACGACGCGACCAGGGACGACCUGGAGUCCUCGUUCCCCUCCGCGGCGGAGCUCGAGGGCGCGGUGGCCGCCCGCUGUCGCGAGGACGAG